Molecule: messenger RNA, 265 nt
Organism: Paramecium octaurelia
Lineage: Eukaryota; Ciliophora; Oligohymenophorea; Peniculida; Parameciidae
Source: the annotation of a GenBank genome assembly
AUGGCAGAAGGAAAGAUAAACACGAUCCCAUUUAACUCUGAUAAGCUAAAAUUCGAUACAAAUACACCAAGUUUGGAUUAAAUGAAAAAAGUAUUUGAGCCUAUUAAGCCUUACAAUUAUAAUUGUAAUUAGUUAAUAUUAAUAUAAAGGCCAAUUAGAUUAAUAUAAUGUGAAAUUAUGUGGAGUCGUAUUUGAUGCGAUAGGAGAACCAGAUUUUAUCAUGAAUAAUGAUAAUUUGGAAAGCGAAAUAGAUACUAUAGAAUGA